AUGAUGAUGAUGAUUAUGAUUCAGGGAAUGACCUGGAAAAGGGCCAGAUCAACCUUAGCCCCGACCUUCUCUGCGGCUAAGAUGAAGAAGAUGUCGGGGAUCAUGGGGACAACCGUGGACACAAUGAUAGACAUUCUCAGGAGUAAGAUUGACGAAGCUGAAAUCAUCGAUUUUAAUGAAGUUUAUCAGAGGCUAACUUUAGACACUAUAGGUCAAUGUGCUCUAGCAAUGAAUGUAAACUGUCAACGGGAUCCAGAGGAUCGUUUCCUGAAGAUGGUCAGAGCAGCGCUGGAUAGACAGAUCGAUACAACUGUGAUCAUAUCAUCUUGCUUUCCUGCUGUGGAGAAAAUAAUUGCUUGGAUGUUCAGCAGGCGAGGAAGAAAAAGAACUAAUCAAGUUAUAAUAGAAAAAUGCAGAGAAGUGCUGAAGGCCCGACGUGCUAAUCCGCCAAAUCCGCCGCCAGUUGAUGCGCUUCAGCUGUGUAUGGAUGCCGCGGGAACAGAUGGAAAACUGAGUGAAGACGAGAUUGUAGCACAUGAGUUUAUAUUUAUACUUGCAGGGUAUGAAACGACUGCAGCAGCCCUUAACUUCACCACCUACCUUCUUGCUAAACACCCAGAGAUACAGAGCAAGCUUCAGCAGGAAAUAGAUAGAAAAUUCAAAAAGGAUAUAAAAGUAAACUACGACAAUGUCACUGAGCUUGAAUACUUGGAUAUGGUUUUAUCUGAGAGUAUGCGCGUAUAUCCCCCAAUUCCGCUUCAUAUAGGUAGAUGGGCAAGCCAAGAAAGAACUAUUUGUGGGAAAACCAUUCCUCAGGGAGCAGGAGUGCUGGCAGCAACAUGGAUUCUCCAUCACCAUCCAGGAUUUUGGACGGAUCCCUGGAAGUUUGAUCCAGAAAGAUUUUCUACGGAAAAUAGAGAUAAGAUCAUAGAGAUGACGUAUAUGCCUUUUGGUGAUGGCCCUAGGAAUUGUAUUGGGAGAAGGUUUGCUCUAAUGGAAGCUAAGAUGGCUCUAGUUGAAGUAUUCAGACAGUUUACUGUAUCUGUAUGUGAGUCUACUCCAAACCCUCUUCCUGUCAGAAACAAAGGGCUAACACUAGCUGUUGUGGGAGAUAAACUGCAUCUUCGUGCUGAAAGGAGAGAUUAAGAAGGAGACCCUGCUUCACAUCUCAACUUAAAAGUCGUAGUUCAUUUAAUUUUUACACAGCUAUUAAUAUUUUGCAUUUUUAGUAUUGUUAUUAUUCACAUUUUUGUUUUUAACUAAAUUAAUAAAUUUUUCUUCAUAUUAAUAUAUCAUCUGAUAUUUGAGUGAAGCAAAUAAAAAAUGUUAAAGUUUUAAAAAUGUCAAGAAUAAAACCGUCAGGCGA
Molecule: messenger RNA, 1366 nt
Organism: Eurytemora carolleeae
Lineage: Eukaryota; Metazoa; Arthropoda; Copepoda; Calanoida; Temoridae
Product: cytochrome P450 3A19
Exons: 16
Coding region: 1-1146 (381 amino acids)
Molecular function (GO): heme binding; monooxygenase activity; oxidoreductase activity, acting on paired donors, with incorporation or reduction of molecular oxygen
Source: RefSeq, a predicted model, not a curated record